AUGUUGAAGAUGGAUACUGUCAAACUUACCAUUCUGCGUGGCACACUGGAGGAAGACAAUCCCCUCUCGCUCCUCCGCGGCAAUGAGCACAUAUGGUCCAAGGUGUUUGGCCUAGUUGACACCUGGUAUGAGGAGCACAUAGAUCGGAAGUCCGUCGCAUUCGACUUGUUAGAGGUCCUUGACUCUGAAGAGAGGCCGCGCACCUUUCGCUCUGUGCUAGUCUCCUUCCCAGAGCCCCAGGGCAUCCAUAUCAACAUGAUGCCUAUCAAACUGUUCGAGCUCGACGAAACUGUCCCAGCAAACUGCCAGCAAUACGUAGACUGCAUUGAAAUCUGUGCGGACGAAACGCGCCCGAGAAAGUUCAACCGCGUCGCAUACUUGACGAUCCACGAGAGUGUCGUCCCCGUGGGAGAAGCGCAGCGCCGGCCUGGGCUACACAUUGAGCAGCCCGGCGGGAUUCGGGACGGCGGCUCGGCUCAGCCCCUUGAGUUUGGGGAGUAUUACUGGGGGAGGGGUUGGAAGGAAGCAGGCUGCAACGAAUUCUUCGAAGGUAUUUACAUGGCUUCCAAUGUCAGCGAUUCUUGCACCGUGUGGCCGGUGUUGAUCAACAACCCGACCGAGGUGUCGGACCGCCAUGGGAGCAUUGAGCACAUGAGGGAGCGCUUGGGCCCUGGACGCAACCUGGCAGCGGGAGAGUUGUGCUGGUUCACCGACCGCACGCCGCACGAGGCGAACCCCCUGAAAGCCCCCUCCGAUGACCCCGGCGCAAAGUUCAGAGCCAGGAGCUUUUUCCGCUUAGUGGUGGGGCAAAUCUCGGUGUGGUACUCCAAGCACAACACUCCAAACCCGUUGGGGGUGCUGCCGGACGCGCCAAUCUCGGACGAGGACAAGUUCAGCGUUUGUAGGCAGUCCAAGAUCACUAGCGAGAUCCUCUAG
This is a messenger RNA of Klebsormidium nitens, 936 nucleotides long. The record is from the annotation of a GenBank genome assembly. NCBI's taxonomy places the organism in Eukaryota, Viridiplantae, Streptophyta, Klebsormidiophyceae, Klebsormidiales, Klebsormidiaceae.